AUUAAUUCCAUAAACUCAAAAAGAAUUAAUUCCACAAACUCAAAAAGUCAUUGAAAUUAGUGUGGGUCCGAGUGGAUCCUACGGACCCUCGAUUCUUCUCAAACCAAAUCCACAAUUCACGAUCCGAAUUCAGUGGCGAAGUUGAAGCAAUUCUGUUCCACCAAAAGGCCAUUCCCGUAACUUCCCCUUCCCCACUGCUUCAAUAAAAACGCUCCCACUGGUAGGGAUACACUACAGAAAAUAUUCCUUCUCUCUUUCCUUUCCCCUUGCCCACAAUCCCACUGUAAUAUUCUCUCUUGAUCAUCUUCCUGGAAAAAUUCCAAUGGCCGAGAAAAGCAAAAUCUUGAUCAUCGGAGGAACUGGGUACAUCGGUAAAUUCAUAGUUGAAGCCAGCGCCAAAUCCGGCCACCCCACCUUCGCUUUGGUUAGAGAAAGCACGGUUUCUGAUCCUGCCAAGGCGAAACUCAUCGACGGCUUCAAAAGCUCCGGCGUCACUUUACUCCAUGGAGAUGUGAACGACCACGGAAGUUUGGUGAAGGCGAUAAAGCAGGUGGAUGUGGUGAUAUCCGCUGUUGGAUCCCUGCAGAUAUUGGAUCAGACUAAAAUCAUUGCCGCCAUUAAAGAAGUUGGCCACAUCAAGAGGUUCUUCCCUUCGGAGUUUGGAAAUGAUGUGGAUCAUGUGAAUGCGGUUGAACCAGCCAAAACUGCAUUUGCAGUGAAAGCCCAAAUCCGCAGAGCUAUUGAGGCUGAGGGAAUUCCCUAUACCUACGUGCCUUCUAACUUCUUUGCCGGCUAUUUUCUGCCUACAUUAGCACAGCCAGGAGUUUCUGCUCCCCCCAGAGACAAAGUAAUCAUCUUUGGGGAUGGAAAUCCUAAAGCUGUCUUCAAUGAGGAGCAUGACAUUGGUACCUACACCAUCAAAGCUGUGGAUGACCCAAGAACAUUGAACAAGGUUGUUUACAUCAAGCCUCCCAAGAACGUUUACUCAUUCAACGAGCUCGUUUCCUUAUGGGAGAAGAAGAUUGGAAAGACCCUCGAAAGAAUCUAUGUCCCGGAAGAUGAAGUUCUGAAGCAAAUCCAAGAGUCCCCGAUUCCAUUGAACGUAAUUUUUGCAAUCAGCCACUCGGCGUUUGUGAAGGGAGACCAGACCAACUUUGUGAUUGAGCCUUCGGUUGGGUUUGAAGCUUCUGAGCUUUAUCCAGAUGUCAAAUACACCACAGUUGAGGAGUACCUCGAUCAGUUUGUUUGAGUGAUUAUACAGCUCCUUUGGUCUUAUUUCUGCUAAAAUAAAAGAGUGAGUGUUUGUGUUGAGGUAUUCGUAUGGGUUCAAUGGCUUCAUGUAAAAAGACCUUGGUUUGCUGUAAUGAAUGGUUGUUUCCUACA
Molecule: messenger RNA, 1383 nt
Organism: Rhododendron vialii
Lineage: Eukaryota; Viridiplantae; Streptophyta; Magnoliopsida; Ericales; Ericaceae
Product: phenylcoumaran benzylic ether reductase Betv6-like
Exons: 5
Coding region: 323-1249 (308 amino acids)
Molecular function (GO): oxidoreductase activity
Source: RefSeq, a predicted model, not a curated record